AUGGGCAACGCACGCCAUCCUCACAAAGGUGGGGAGGAGGGUGGGGAGGAGGCUGGGGAGGAGGCUGGGGAGGAGGGUGGGGAGGAGGCUGGAGAGGAGGGUGGGGAGGAGGGUGGGGAGGAGGGUGGGGAGGAGGGUGGGGAGGAGGGUGGGGAGGAGGGUGGGGAGGAGGGUGGGGAGGAAGGUGGGGAGGAGGGUGGGGAGGAGGCUGGGGAGGAGGCUGGGGAGGAGGCUGGGGAGGAGGGUGGGGAGGAGGCUGGAGAGGAGGGUGGGGAGGAGGCUGGGGAGGAGGCUGGGGUGGGGCGGAAUGGGGUGGGGCAGAAAGGGGUGGGGCGGAAUGGAGUGGGGCAGAAAGGGGUGGGGCGGAAUGGGGUGGGGCGGGGCGGAAUGGGGUGA
Closterium sp. Naga37s-1 is the source of this 396-nucleotide messenger RNA. NCBI's taxonomy places the organism in Eukaryota, Viridiplantae, Streptophyta, Zygnematophyceae, Desmidiales, Closteriaceae. The record is from the annotation of a GenBank genome assembly.